This is a messenger RNA of Magallana angulata, 2874 nucleotides long. Its product is annotated as protein-glucosylgalactosylhydroxylysine glucosidase-like. The transcript has 13 exons. The record is from RefSeq and is a predicted model, not a curated record. Bases 121 to 2391 code for a protein of 756 amino acids. Gene Ontology annotation, molecular function: catalytic activity. Lineage: Eukaryota; Metazoa; Mollusca; Bivalvia; Ostreida; Ostreidae. Gene Ontology annotation, biological process: carbohydrate metabolic process.
UAUAUAAAAAUAGACCGGGGAAUAAGAAGGCGGGAGGCGGUGGCGUAGAAACUUUCUAAUCUGACGCUUGUGUUAUCGCCCCACGUAUCACUGAUAGUGAACCACAACGGGGAAUAAAACAUGCUGGUAUUAGCGCUUACAACUCUAAUUAUGUGCGACACCACAUGGGCUGGAAUGCGAAAUGAAUUACCAAGAGAUGGAAACGAAGAAAAUGCCAAGUCUGCAAUCUCUCAUGGCAGGCAAAUAUUGACUAAGAGUCUGCCCCGCGUGACUUCACCAUUUCACAUCCCAGGUAUCACCUCCCUAUCCGUAAACAGUUUGCCGGACGACCAACGCCUCAUGCCGUCUAUCGGGAACGGCCAUGUAGCCACCGUGAUAAGAGGUGACGCAGUUUUUAUGAACGGACUUUAUAAUGGUCAUAACAUCACCAGCCAUCGUGCAAAAAUGCCUGCUGUAUUUAUUAGGAACAUAAAUUCUUCGAGUUUUCAUGAACAACGAUUCACUCUUGACUUCGCUGCUGGUAUGUUUGUAGAGGAGAUGGCGGCAAAGGAUUUAUCUGUCCGGAUAAAAAUGUUUGCUCAUCGAACAAUAAAACAGCUACUCGUCACCAUGGUGACUGUACGAAAUGCAGGGUCAGCAGACGUUAGGUUGGGUUUUAAUUCCUCUAGGAUUGCUGACACUGAGGAUUUGGAUAUCACUCACGCGGUCAACCAAUCUAUCGGCAUUAUAAGCGGAAGAACAAAAGAAAUGGAAUAUGACGUCACGGGAUUACAAGACGUCACCAUGGUUCACACUGUUAUACCAGAGGAAAUCUCCGUGGAAGCAUUCCAAGAAACUACACACCUCUUUCUACUAAGUGUUGAUCUGGUCCCAGCAACUGCAAAGAAAUCUUUCGACAAAGGCGUGCAAAUGUUUUUUAAUGGAAACCUUGAGUCGAGCCACGUCAAUGGUUGGGCAGAUGUAUGGAGGAAUGGUCGAAUUGAUUUGAAUGGCAAUGAUACAUUGUCUACUUUGGCGUAUUCCAGCUUGUACUAUAUCAUGAGUUCUCUCCCUUUGGGACCGACCCCAGAUUUUGUGGGUCUAUCUCCCGGGGAUUUGGCUCAUGGUGAGGGACACCAGGACUACAUGGGUCACGUGUUCUGGGACCAGGAAACAUGGAUGUAUCCACCGAUACUACUGCUCCACAGUAAGAUGGGGGAGGCCAUCGUACAAACCAGGGUCCGCACUCUAGACGCCGCCAUACAGACCGCCAAGAUGAGGGGAUACAAAGGAGCCAUGUACCCAUGGGAAACUGCUAUCUCAGGUCUUGACGUAACAGAAAUACCUAUUUAUUUUUUGAAUGAACAACACAUCACAGGAGAUAUUUCGUUUGCCUUGAGACAGUACCUUUAUAUGACACGAGACAUUAGGUUCCUUAACGAGAGUGGAAUAAAGGUAGUGCAAGAAAUAGCAGAAUUCUGGGCUUCACGAGUUUUCCUGAAUUCCUCAACAAAUAUGUACGAAAUCCAUGACGUGAUGCCUCCCGAUGAAUGGCACAAGAAAGUGAAUAACUCGGCCUUCACAAACGCUGUCGCUAAACUAAGUCUCUUACUCCCGGAUUUUGUGGGAAAUGUGAUGAACACCAAACCCGAUCCAAAAUACAAAGCCAUUGCUGACAAAAUGUACAUUCCCUAUGACAAACAACUUGACUAUCAUCCCGAAUUUGAUGGCUACACAAAAAAUGAACCCGUGAAACAAGCUGACGUUGUCCUAAUGGGAUUCCCUCUUAUGAUAGACAUGGACGAGUCUACACGAAGGAAUGACCUCCGGAUAUACGAAGCGGUGACAUCAAAAGGUCCAGCCAUGACCUGGAGUAUGUUCUCCAUCGGGAACCUGGAGAUUGGAGAUAUAACUAAGGCAUCGACCCAGUUUACACGCCAGCUGCUGAAUGUCGCUAAGCCAUUUAAUGUGUGGACAGAACUCGAUGACGGUACGGGCGCUGUCAAUUUCAUCACGGGGAUGGGAGGGUUCCUGCAGUCCCUGCUGUUUGGUUAUGGCGGCUUCAGACUCCGCCCUGACAGGAUCGACUUCCACGGACGUCUCCCUCCCUCCACCUCCUCCUUCAACAUCACAGGACUAGACUACCUAGGAGGAUCCAUAGAUUUCUAUUUUACCAAAGAUGCAACCAUUGUGAGGCUGACCAAGGCAGCUGAAUUUACCCUGACGUUAAAAUACGAAGAGAAAGCCUUCACAUUGAAACAAAAUGAAAUACAAAUGUUUUCUUCGACAAAAGCCUCCAUAGUGCCAGAUCUACCGCUCACACUAGACAGAAACUCAGCGAAUCAUGUUUUAUUUUCAUCAGUUCUACUGAUUAUUAGUGCUUUGUUUUGUUCAAAACUUUAUAUUUGUUGAAAAUUCAUAUUCGUUGAAGACGAUGCAAGCAAAAACAUAUACAAGCUUAACACAUUAUAUUUCUGCUGACUUAUAUGUAAUAUACUAUUUUCUUUAGGGAAAACAUGCAUUAAUAAGCAUAUUAAUAUCAUAUUUGGGUAAGAUAGUAAUGAUGCCAACAGCCGGGCGUGUAUUAAAUUGAUAUUUUCUGAAGGGAAACAUGCAUGAAUGAACAUAAUAAUAUCAUAUUUGGGUAAGUUAAUUAAGCAAACAGUCUGACAUAUAUUAUGUUAUUAACAUGCACCAAUAAGUAUAAUCAAAAUCGUAUUUGGGUGAGAUAAUAAAGCUAACAGCCCAAAUGUCCAAAGAUGGUGUGGUGUCACAGAUCUACCAAAUGAGCUUUCCACUUUUGCAACAUUUAACACCGGUAUUACGUCUAACGAUAAUGUUUAUUUAAAAAUCGAAUUAUAUUUGAAUUUUUAAAAAUAAAGAUAUAUACAUGUA